UUUAGACAUCUAAUUUUAUUAUGUUUAUGUCAUAUUUAGACAUCUAAUUUUAUUUUAUGUUUAUGUCAUAUUUAGAUAAUUUCCUAAUGUUUGUUGGGGCCUACCCUAAACUGUUUUAAAUAAAGAGCUCUAUAAAUAAAGAGCUCUAUUUUUAGAGAAAAAGGCAAAAUCGAAUGGAAGAGCGUGUGCUCUUAUUUCUCAAAGGUUCCUCACCUCCUUCUCGCUGUUGAGACUACAGGGUCUUGGGUUGGGUGCCCAGCAGCAGACCCAGAGGCGAGGACUGGGGGGUGUAAAGCAGUGCAGCGAUUCCAGGAAGCAUCAACAGGGGAGUGGGAAGAGACGGAGGGGAGGCAGCCAGUCCAGAUGCAUAAUCAAACAGGUCACGGCUCUGGGCAACUAGGAUUCAGUCCUCCUAGGGAGCUUUGGGAGUUCAGUGUCGGACCCUCCAGAUUUGUUCCCCUGCCAGGGACAGGAGCUGAGAGGUUUAUCCACCACCUCCCAUCAGUCCUGUGUAGAGAGCCACUCCCUCCCAGGGAGCUGCAGGGACUUGCAGUUGGAAUCCAUCUAGCUGAGAACAUGAGAAGGGUGCUACAAUGAAGCCAGAGCUGUACCCACCACCCUGGCAGCUCACCCUAUUGCAACAGUGGUCCAUGGAAGGAUACAGAAAAUCCUAUGUGGCGGCCUUGCAACCCAAACUCAUUCCAGUAGAUCUCUACUGGGGAGGGUCUCCCAGGUCCCACCAAUUCUCCCACAAGGUAACAGCUGAAGACCUAAAAAAAAUAAAACAGCCUGUUAUUUUACCAGCAAAACGGGUUUAUUCAGGAACAGCAAAGAAUUGCAAUUUGGGACAUGCAAUCUAUGGUGAACCACAGGCAAGUCCAGAGAACACGGAGAGGAAUGUUCCUUUAUAGGGGAAAAGAGGUUAGUUGGGAGGGGCCAUUAUAAACACAGAGUCUAUUGGAGGAAACUGGGAGUUCGAAGUGUAGUGCUUUUCAUUGGCUGAGUUACAACAGUCUCUUAUUGGCUAGGCUGUUGCCAGGCAAAGAGAAAUUCCUCCUCCUGCUGGGUAGUAAAAUAGUAACCCUCUUCCUGUUGGAGAUACAAAGGUAUGUCUCUUUCUGUUGAGUCUGCAAUUGACAGCGAGAGUAGAGCUUGAGAGUUCUCCCUUCAGUCCUCCCAACUCCAUCUUAAAUGAGGUUUCUGAGUAUCGUCCUCCGGCUGGUCGUCUUCUGACGUCCCCGGGUCGGCGCGCAGGCUGGGCCGCGAUGCCCGAGGUGAGCACUGACGAGCUGGACGAGCGGCAAGUGCAGCUCUUGGCGGAGAUGUGCAUCCUCAUCGACGAGAACGACCGGAGGAUCGGGGCGGAGACCAAGAAGAACUGCCAUCUGAACGAGAACAUCGAGAGAGGAUUAUUGCAUCGAGCUUUUAGUGUUUUCUUAUUCAACAUUGAAAAUAAGCUCCUGCUUUAGCAGAGAUCAGACGCUAAAAUUACCUUUCCAGGUUGUUUUACGAAUACUUGCUGUAGUCAUCCCUUAAAUAAUCCACUAGAGCUUGAAGAAAACAAUGCAAUUGGAGUAAGGCGAGCAGCACAGAGGCGUUUAAAGGCCGAGUUGGGAAUUCCCAUGGAAGAGGUUCUUCCAGAAGAAAUUAAUUAUCUAACACGAAUUCAUUACAAGGCUCAAUCUGAUGGUAUCUGGGGAGAACAUGAAAUUGAUUACAUUUUGUUUGUGAAGAAGAACGUGACCUUGAAUCCAGAUCCCAAUGAGAUUAAAAGCUAUUGUUACGUAUCAAAGGAAGAACUAGAAGAACUUCUGGAAAAGGCAGCCCAUGGUGAAAUUAAGAUAACUCCGUGGUUUCAAAUUAUUGCCGAGACUUUUCUCUUUAGGUGGUGGGAUAACUUAAAUCAUUUGAAUCAGUUUGUUGACCAUGAGAAAAUACACAGAAUGUAGAUGUGGAGAUGAAUGAUUACUAAAGUACUAAAGAAUUUCUCUACUUAGUAAAUUUAAGAUGAAUUUUUAAAAAACCCGGUUCCCCAUUAGAACUCUCAUUGGAAAUAUUGAUACUUUACAACCAGAAUUUGUGUGGAAGAGUAUUCUUGAUUUGUGUCAUACAACCCAUAUAUGUUAACUGCAAUUUGUUAAAAAUAUUUAUGAGAUUAUUAUAAAAAGAGCAAACAAACAAUUUAACCUAUCUAAACACAUGGUUAUGACAAAUUUGAACAAAUAAAUGAAGUUCUUCAUUUUUUUAUAUAUUGUGAUAAACAUUUUCAGAAGACUUGUAGAGCACUUUGCUGUUUGCCAGGUGCUUGACAUAUCUUUAAAUUUUUAUCAUAGUCCAGAAAAAUAUGCAAUGAAAACUAUUUGCUUAUCUACUUCAAAACAGUUCAAAUUAACUUUUCAGAUUGAGAUUAAUAUAGACCAGAUUCAAGGGAAUUAAAUGGUAUAUAUCCUGAUUUCUGUCAUUGUUAAUUUUGUGUUUUAAUCAUUCUGGAAGUAUUUUGAUACUUAAAGUCAAACAUUGUUUUUGGUAAUGACAUUGGCUAGGUUAAGUCAUUUAAGUAAUCGUUGCUGAUUAGCAAAGUCUGUGGUUUUCAGAGUUACUGGGAACAGACAGGCUAUUUGUAAAAUGGAACUUGGGUCAGUUGGGUCAUACUCUACAACAGGGUAUUUUAACCUUGGCACUGCUGAUGUUUGGGUUGGAUAAUUCUUUUGGGGGCUCAUCCUUUGUGUUGUAGGAUUUAGCAACAUCCCCAGGUUCUACAUAAAAAAUUGCUGUUGGCACCCCUCCCCCCAUGGCAGCCCCAGUGACACCAGAUGCCAAAUGUCUCCUCGAGGACAGCGUCACCCACAGUUGAGAACCACUGUUCUGCUGAGUCAGGCCGUGUUGUAGGGGGAAAAUUAUCAAAAAGAAAGGCUAACGUUCAUGUUAAGUACAUUUGGGUUAUGGAAUAUGUGUGUAUUCAUAUUUAAAGUACACUUUGACUAAUGUACUUCUUUAAACUCUUGCCAUAGACUUCUCAGAUUUGAAAUCUUAAGACAGCUUUAUUAUCUUUGAAUGCUGUGUAUUAGUAAGUAAUGAAGAAAAAGAUAAAAAUUUGUUUCUUACAAAGCUAAAUGUUUUAUAAAUUCAAUAGAAAAAUCCAUUUGUUAACCCUGAACAGUUAAUUUCAGGCAAGACUGUGUAGCUAAUAGUAACUUUAUUGAAAAAUAAAA
Molecule: messenger RNA, 3212 nt
Organism: Balaenoptera musculus (blue whale)
Lineage: Eukaryota; Metazoa; Chordata; Mammalia; Artiodactyla; Balaenopteridae
Product: isopentenyl-diphosphate Delta-isomerase 1-like
Exons: 1
Biological process (GO): isopentenyl diphosphate biosynthetic process; isoprenoid biosynthetic process
Cellular component (GO): cytoplasm
Molecular function (GO): isopentenyl-diphosphate delta-isomerase activity
Source: RefSeq, a predicted model, not a curated record